AGCGUUGCAACUGAUAGAUUAUCGUCUGCUCUAUACACUACCUGUUUUGUGUAUACAAACACACGGUGACACAACAGUACAAAUUCGCUCAUCUGUCAAUCGUGUUUGAUUUAUGGCGUGAGUCUGUGUGAACCAAAAGGAUUGAAGUUACCUUCUUAAGCGAAUUAUACAUAAUUAAUUUUAUAUUAAUAAGUACCCGACCAAUUUCAGAUGUGUCAACAUGUAACACGGAAGUGAAAAUGGCGAUUGGAAAAAUUAAUAUGGGUAGAGUAAACACUAGAUUUCUGCAAGUGUUUAUUAUAUGUUUAGUAGCUCAUUGCACCUUGAUAAAUUGCAAAAAGAGAAAACAUGCGCCAGUGGUGGCCUUCUUUCAAGGUGACUGUAGCCACAAGUUCUGUGAACAGAAGUGCCGUGACAUCGACCAUGGUGGCUACGCCUGUGAAUGUUACCAUGGCUACAAGCUGGACAACAACGGAAUGUCUUGUACAAAAGUCGAGGACAGCAGAAAUGUCGUAAUUGGUGAGGAUGAAGUCAGAAUAGUUGCUGUGAAGGAAAACAAUAUCGGAGCAAGGGAAGAACUUAAACCUGAUCACAAAUACAUAAUUGCAAACAAUGAAAAAGAUUCAGAUAGAAGUCACCUAACAGUUCAUCAUGAACAUAUUCCAUAUCGAAAUGGAGACAAUUAUAUAGUAAAGGGUAAAGGUGAUUUAAACAAUUAUCAAAUUGAAUCUAGCAAGGAAAAUCAAUAUAGUCAACUAAACACUGUUGGUAACAAGUCACAAAAUGUGGUUAUAGGGGAAAGGAGUGAACCAUUGACUUCAGACACAAUCAAAAUAAUUUCAUACGAUGAAAAACAAGACGCCCCGUCUCUGGAAAGGGAAGACCUGGUUAGUUCAGAGACUAGACAACGAAACGAUCUGCAGAGUUUAGUGCCGCAUUUGCUUCCGAAAAACUUUGUUCGACCUCGGCAGAAUUCUGUCGAGGAAAAGUGUGACCAGUUUUCCUGCCUGAACAACGGAAAGUGUGUAGACGAUGGGACGGUGUAUCGUAGGAAGAUGCGAUGUGACUGCCCAUUGGGAUACAUGGGACCUCGCUGUGAUACAGUUGUUAAUGCCCGAUAUCCAAAAUUCGCGGGCAACAGCUACCUGGCGUUACCAGUCUUGGCGAACAGUUUUCGGGAAAUCGAUCUUGCCUUCGAGUUUAAACCGGAGAAAGACAAUGGCCUUCUGUUCUUCAGCGGUGAAUUUGAAGAUGCACACACCGAUUUUUUGUCUGUGUCUCUCAUUGAUGGAUUUGUUGAACUCAGAUAUGACUGUGGAACUGGGAUGGGCACAGUUAGGUCAUCAGCUCCUGUUGCUAUGGAUAAAUGGAACACGUUGAGGAUCAACCGGACAGAGAAUCACGCCUCACUAUGGUUGAAUCAGCAACAACCUGUAUAUGGGGAGUCCCAGGGAUCAUACACUAGAUUGACCUUGCGGCUAAACCUCUACAUUGGAGGUUAUGACAGUUUUGAGUGGAUCAAGAACAGGGUUGGCAUGGUGACAGGGCUAACUGGCUGCAUGGAAAAGGUCAUCAUCAACGGAUACAUGUAUGAUCUUCGUAAAGCUGACCUUGUUGGGGAUGCACAGUUUGGUGUAAAUGUUGGAGAUUGCAGUGAGGGUUUGUGUACAAGGGUGGCGUGUGAGCACGGUGGGACAUGUAUGGUUACUUCCCCUUACUCCCACGUGUGCCUAUGUCCCUUGAGAACAGGGGGAGACAACUGUCAGCAUGUUCUAGAUGUGCAUAUACCAGAAUUUCAAGGUCAUUCCUAUCUGGAACUGAAAGGCCUGGGCAGAACAGCUCUUUUGUUCCUUGACAUUGAAAUUGUCUUUAAAGCAGAGAGCCCCAAUGGUCUGAUAGUCUAUAAUGGAUACACACUGGACAGAGUUGGUGAUUUUAUUUCCUUGGCACUUGAUGGUGGAUUUAUUGAGUAUCGGUUUGACCUUGGCACUGGACCUGCAAUUAUAAGAUCUCGUCAACCAAUUAAACUGAACCACUGGCAUACCGUGAAAAUCUCUCGGACAGGCAUGGAGGGGGUCAUGGAGGUGGAUGAUGAUGAACGAGUGAUAGGUCUCUCCCAGGGGGCCUUCACACAACUCACAGUCACCCAGAACAUGUUCAUUGGGGGUCAUCGGAACUUUGAUGAGACAUCAAAACAAGCCAAUGUUACUAAGUCAUUUGUGGGCUGUAUUCAGAAGCUAAUAAUCAACAAGAAGCAUAUUCAUCUGCUCAAGGACGCCAUAUCAGGGGUGAACGUGGAGAACUACGGUCAUCCGUGUGUUGGAGACCCGUGUUUGCAUGGUGGUCUGUGCACUCCACAUGGGGAUGUCUUCACCUGCCACUGUUCACUCGGUUACAUGGGGAAUACCUGCAAUAAAAAGCUCAACUUGGAAGAUGCUAUUCCGAAGUUUUCAUCAGAUAGCUUUUUGAAGUAUACACAUGAUGACAUAAUAAAAAGGAUUGUUGGAAACAGAUUAGACGUUCAUAUUUCAAUCAAAACAACAUCAUACAAUGGUCUUUUUCUCUGGAGUGGUCCAGAUCAGAUGGAAAACAAUAGUGACUACUUUGCGCUAGGUUUCAUAGAUGGAGCUUUACAUUUCCGAUACAACCUUGGAAGUGGGGAGGCUAUAUUGACAUACAACAACUCUAAGCUUUUUGAUGGCAACUGGCAUUAUAUUUAUGUUCAAAGAACAAGCCAGAAUGCCAAGUUAUCCAUUAAUGGCAAGGAUAUUGUACAAGGCAGUUCCAAAGGCAGCUACACAAUGUUGAACACAAACAAUAUACUCUAUAUUGGUGGAUUACAAGACGUUGAGCAAAGAACGCUGGGUAGAUUCAAGUCCGGCUUUAGCGGUUGUCUACGAGAUUUAGUGUUAGAUGAGAAAUACACUUUGGAUAUGUUGACAAUUGCUGAUAGUGGCAGAAACAUAAAACCCUGUUUGUGAAUGAAGUGAACACAAAACAUUAUCAAGGUCAAGGUAACAAGGGCUUGUUACAUAAACACUAUGUUCAUGUGUUCCCAUGGACCUUUUUCAUGCCUGAUUUCAAGAAAACCAUUUAAAGUACAAUUAUACAAAUGAGUAUACUCCUUAAUAAUGAUAAAUGAACAAAAAAAGACACAUACGUGGUAUCCAUAGCUGAUACAGUAAAAUAAUAAAAUUAAUCCCCGCACACAACAACAGAAAUUAAAGAUUACAGUUAAAUUAUAAGGAUUGUCACAGUUGAAUUUGUGUUAUUAUUAUAUAAAAAAUAAUAUGUGAAUGUUCUUAUGAUAUGAUUUAAUGUUCAACUCAAUAUUUGACAUGCCUUCUUUUUUUCCGAUUAUUUGACUCUUAUUUCCCACGCAUUUAUGAAUGGACAAAAAAAAUGUUUACAUGGUUGUUUGAUAUAAACCUUGAAAUACUUAAUAUGUAAAAACAUUUAACAUGUAUUUAGCAUUUGCUGGUUCAUUUCAUCACAUUUUUGCAAUCAAUUUUACCAAUGAAGACUUUGAAUAUUUCCAGGUCUUGGUGUAAAAUAGACUUAAACACAUCAUUGCCUAAUUGAGUUUGAUUUUAUGAAUUUUAUUGGAAUUCACAAAUACAUGGAUGGGACAAAUUAAUUUGUUGUGUAAAAAUUUAAAUGUGAGUAUAAGUAUAUAUAAUUUAACCUGUGGCAAAUAAGAAGCAAAAUGGCAACGCCCGGGGUAAAAUGACUUAUGUUGGCCUAUAUAUCACCGUUAUUGUUUUUUUUCUUAAACUAUAGUAUACUAUUCGAUACAUAGCACAUAGGUUUUUAUUGUACAUGUUUUUUAAAUCAUGCCUCUGUGUUCAUAACUGACCAUGCCUAAGAGCUAACAUUUCUGUAUUGUAUCUUAACUAUACCAACAUUUGGCGACAGCAGAUAUUCUAUAUCACCAUUAUGACAACUAGUUAAGUAAUUAUGCAUUUUUUUUCAGAUAUUGAUAUAUACAAAUGCAUGGAUAUAGUUUAAUUAUAUUGCAUGGUGUUCUAGUAAUGUAAUAGUACUAUUUGAGAUAUUAUUAUAAAAAAAACAUGUUUUGCAAAAGACUAUUAUAUAAUUACUUAUUAUGUGCAUUAUGUGCAUUUUCUGUGCAAUAAGUUGUGUUGGAUGUUUGUCUACGUUGAAAAUGCAAAUACCAUAUUGAACCAAUAAAAUUACCUUCGCAUAAUUACAGAUUUUACUAAAAUAUUUAAGUCACUGUCUUUGAAUUCCUUUCUUGUGAAAUUAGUUGCAAAAUUAAAUUGUUUUCUUUCGUAAAAUGUUUGUAUAGUGUUAUAUGAUUGUAAAAUACUUUGAUACAAUGAUUUUUAUUUCAAAAUCAUGUAUACUGAUAUUUAUUUAAAAUGACAUUUUUCAAACUGUUCGAAAUUGUUGUUGUACUGUUUGUAAAUUAAUACAUUAAUUCUCUAUAUUGUUUUGUGGUUCUUAGUAUUAUGAUUUUCAAAGCAUGCAAUACAUUCAUAUACCAAUAAUUAGUUUUUAAAUGUGAGUUCUGUAAUUUUAUGUGAAUGGUUAAGCUAUUAUUUUAUUUGAGGCAAAUUAUGACUAUAAUAUCAAGGUAAAAAAAUUAAACUUAAUGGGUACUAAGAUUGCAUUGUUGGGAAACUAGUUUUAAAAGAUGAAGUGUCGAUUCCUCUGUCGAAGAAACAUACAGGAAAUUUUGUAUUUCACUCGAAAUAAAUGGUUUAUAUUAAGACA
Molecule: messenger RNA, 4737 nt
Organism: Dreissena polymorpha
Lineage: Eukaryota; Metazoa; Mollusca; Bivalvia; Myida; Dreissenidae
Product: pikachurin-like
Exons: 14
Coding region: 240-2981 (913 amino acids)
Source: RefSeq, a predicted model, not a curated record